AUGGGAAAAGAAAGGGAGUGAGAAAUAAAUAAAGAAAUAGGAGACCUUUUAGGACAUCAAUUCUAUUUUAUAUCUGUGAGAAAAGACCGGGAAAACUGAGGGGAAAAAUUUAUCGGGGAGAGAGAGUUUCAUUGUUCAUGGCUUUUCGCAGGAAACCAUUCAUGAGUAGAUUCAAAAAACCACCAUCGACGAGUUUUGAAGAUCUAACUCUGGUAGCAAACUCUGAUUCGCAGAAUCAUUCAGCAAACCCUUCCAAUCAGGGAUCAUCAUUUGCUUUAAUUGGUAAUCUUCAAUCAAUGAACUCGAUUGAAGAUUCAUUGCCUGGAUUUUUCGAUCAGCAUCAUUCAGAAAAUCGCUCCAAUCGGGGAUCAUCAUCUGCUUCAAUUGGUGAUCUUCAAUCACUGAACUCGAUUGAUAAUUCAUUGCCCAAAAGUUUCGAUCAGGUGGAAGGUGACCAAGAAUGUUCAGUAGAAAUUGACAAGAAACAUUUGAAAUGGAAUAAUCAAAUGGAUGUUGUUCUUAUUGACUCACUCUUGGACCAAAUGCUCAAAGGGCAAAAAAUUGGUGGUAGUUUUACAUCAUCUGCUUAUAGAGCUGCAAGCAAUGCGGUGAGUACCAAGUUUAGUGUACAUUGUGAUUCCGGUCAUGUAAGGAAUCGGUUGAAGACUUUAAAAAGGAAUCUUGCAAUGGCUAAAGAUAUGUUAACAACUGAUAGUGGAUUUGGAUAUAAUCAUUCAACACAACUGAUUGAAGCUACAGCAGGUGUAUGGGCAGCUUACCUCAACGUAUAUCUAAUUGUCAGAUUGAUGUAG
Camellia sinensis is the source of this 812-nucleotide messenger RNA. The record is from RefSeq and is a predicted model, not a curated record. NCBI's taxonomy places the organism in Eukaryota, Viridiplantae, Streptophyta, Magnoliopsida, Ericales, Theaceae.